AUGUCGUCUAGUGGCACCAUAAGUAACUAUUAUGUCGAUUCUCUCAUAGGCCAUGAAAGCGAAGAAGUUUACGGGAGUAGAUUCGUCCAGGGAGGUCACAGUGCGACCUCCAGGCCAUCAGGUGUUGCAGAGAGUUCAGAUUUUUCCUCCUGUAGCUUUGCACCAAAAUCCACCGUGUUCUCCACCUCCUGGUCCACGGUUCACCCUCAGCCGUCUGCGGCAAUGACCGGGAUCUACCACCCCUACAUGCACCAACCCCACUUAGGGGCCGGCGACACCGGCCGCUACGUGCGCUCCUGGAUAGAGCCCUUCCCAGGCUUCCCGGGCGGCGGCGGCGGCGGCGGCGGCGGCGGCGGCGGCGGCGGCGGCAGCUCCGCGUCCAGCUCCGGCUCCUCCAACGGGCGCCACUACGGGAUAAAGCCUGAGACGGGAGCAGCCGCCUCCUCGUCUUCCUCCUCCUCCUCCUCCUCCUCCAAAAGGACUGAGUGCUCCUCGGCCCGGGAGUCCCAGGGGAUCGGUGUGCCCGAGUACACGUGCAGCUCCUUCCUCCAGGAGCCCCGGGAGAAGGCGGCUGCCAGCAGCUCCAAGGACCCCGCCGCCUGCAGCCACAACCCCAGCCCGAGCAGCGAUCUGAAGGAGGAGAAACAGCAGCAACUUGACCCAAAUAACCCUGCAGCAAACUGGAUCCACGCUCGUUCAACGAGGAAAAAGCGUUGUCCCUAUACAAAGUAUCAAACUCUGGAACUGGAAAAGGAAUUCCUCUUUAACAUGUACCUCACUCGAGACCGCCGUUACGAAGUAGCUAGGAUUUUAAACCUCACAGAGAGACAGGUCAAAAUCUGGUUUCAGAACAGAAGAAUGAAAAUGAAAAAGAUGAACAAGGAGAAAGGCAAUAAAGGAGACUAACGCUGGGGUAGAAAUGCAGUUGGGGAAUAUUGCUUUGGGAUUUCUCUUUUUGGUUUGGUUUGGUUUUAUUUUCC
This is a messenger RNA of Rhea pennata, 980 nucleotides long. It is a transcript of the gene HOXD9, whose product is annotated as homeobox D9. The transcript is spliced from 2 exons. Gene Ontology annotation, cellular component: nucleus. The record is from RefSeq and is a predicted model, not a curated record. The coding region runs from base 1 to 906 and encodes 301 amino acids. Gene Ontology annotation, molecular function: RNA polymerase II cis-regulatory region sequence-specific DNA binding; DNA-binding transcription factor activity, RNA polymerase II-specific. Gene Ontology annotation, biological process: anterior/posterior pattern specification; regulation of transcription by RNA polymerase II; proximal/distal pattern formation. Lineage: Eukaryota; Metazoa; Chordata; Aves; Rheiformes; Rheidae.